Molecule: messenger RNA, 1840 nt
Organism: Parasteatoda tepidariorum (common house spider)
Lineage: Eukaryota; Metazoa; Arthropoda; Arachnida; Araneae; Theridiidae
Gene: Vps45
Product: vacuolar protein sorting 45
Biological process (GO): vesicle-mediated transport
Source: RefSeq, a predicted model, not a curated record
UGUCUGAAGCGUGCCAUUCAUUUGUUACGGUUAGUGUGAUUUUCUGUCAUCUAGUGUUUGUAAACACUGGUUUUAGAUGGUUUCAGUUUUAAAUUGAUAUUUAACCAAAAGUAUAAUCAUGAAUGUUAUAACUGCGAUAAAAUUAUACGUAAAUAAAAUGAUAGAUGAUUGUGGAAGUGGCAUGAAAGUUUUAUUAAUGGACAAAGAAACGACUAGCAUUGUGAGUAUGGCUUUUGCACAGUCCGAAAUACUUCAGAAAGAAGUUUUCCUGUUUGAAAGAUUGGAUAUGGCAAGAAGUGAACACAUGAAGCACUUGAAGUGUAUUGCUUUUUUAAGGCCAACCAAAGAAAACAUUGACAAUCUAGCCUGUGAGUUGAAAUACCCAAGAUAUGGACAGUAUUAUAUCUAUUUCAGCAACAUUGUGAGUAAAAGUGACAUAAAAGUUUUAGCAGAAGCGGAUGAGACAGAAUCAGUUCGAGAAAUACAAGAAUUUUAUGGAGACUUUAUACCAGUUGGGCCUCAUCUGUUUUCAUUAAAUAUAAUAGGCUGUUACCAAAGUCGUUCUUUGAGUGCCAAUCAUCUUCAGAGAUCAAUACAGGGUCUUAUUGCAAUUUUGUUGGCUUUGAAAAAAAUACCUGUUAUCAGGUAUCAGGAUUCAUCCGAAGCUGCUAGAAAAUUAGCUGAAGGUGUUAAGCAUACCAUUGCCAAGGAAAAUGCUCUUUUUGACUUCCGGAGACCGGACAUACCUCCUCUACUCUUGAUUCUGGAUCGAAAAUCUGAUGCAGUCACUCCACUCUUAAAUCAGUGGACGUACCAAGCUAUGGUUCACGAGUUGCUUGCAAUCAACAACAACAGAGUCAAUCUAUCCAAUGUUCCUGGAAUCAGUAAAGAACUUCAAGAAGUUGUUUUAUCCCCAGAACAUGAUGAAUUCUAUGCUUCUAAUUUAUAUUCAAAUUUUGGUGAAAUUGGUGUGAAAAUAAAAGAGUUAAUGGAUGAUUUCCAGAAAAAGACUAAGAGUCAGAAAAAAGUCGAAUCUAUUGCCGAUAUGAAAGCAUUUGUGGAAACGUACCCACAGUUUAAGAAAAUGUCUGGUACUGUUUCUAAACAUGUGACUUUAGUUGGGGAGCUCUCGAGAUUAGUUGGCAGCCACAGUCUCCUUGAAGUAUCAGAGGCAGAACAAGAGCUUGCUUGUGAAUCAGAUCAUGGAGAAUCUCUAAAGAAAAUCAGGAAGCUGCUCGGUGAUGAUAAAGUUAGAGAAAUUGAUGCCGUGAGACUUGUUAUGCUAUAUGCUCUUCAUUAUGAAAAAAAUAGUAAUAACGAUAUCAAUGGACUGAUUACUCUCUUAAAGAAAAGGAAUACAAAUGAAAAACUCGUUAAGAUGGUGCGAGCUCUUUUAGAAUUUAGUGGCAAUAAAAGUGGGCGUAAUGAUCUGUUUACAACUGAAAAUGUCAAAACAUUUACAAAAAGAGUUAUAAAAGGUUUGAAGGGUGUCGAAAAUAUAUACACUCAGCACACUCCACUACUUAAAGAAAUACUGGAUGAAAUUUUAAAAGGAAAAUUAAAAGAAACAUCCUAUCCAUACUUGAGUGGCACGCAACUCAGGGAAAAACCUCAAGAUAUAAUCGUGUUUUACAUUGGUGGUGUCACAUAUGAAGAAUCUUUUACUGUACAUCAGAUUAAUAAAAUGUGCCUGGGAGUCCGUGUUAUUCUUGGAGGAACUACCAUUCACAACUUCACCAGGUAUAGCAGACAUAAUUUUUCUUGCUUAGUCAAUUGUAUUGUAAAAACUGGGGGGUCAGGGAAUAAAGUGCUCGCCUCCCAAUGAAUUGAACCCGGUUUG